Osmerus eperlanus (European smelt) is the source of this 2047-nucleotide messenger RNA. It is a transcript of the gene rab1ab, whose product is annotated as RAB1A, member RAS oncogene family b. The coding region runs from base 392 to 1000 and encodes 202 amino acids. Lineage: Eukaryota; Metazoa; Chordata; Actinopteri; Osmeriformes; Osmeridae. The transcript has 6 exons. Gene Ontology annotation, molecular function: GTP binding; GTPase activity. Gene Ontology annotation, biological process: vesicle-mediated transport. The record is from RefSeq and is a predicted model, not a curated record.
CCUUGCUGUGACUGGUAUUGCUAGUUGGGUUGCAGAAGGGGCCGGGGGCUAGACCAUUAUAACUCAUUGGGAAUACGAGACCUGAGAAACGUUUAGUUAGCUAGCGUCCUUCUUAAAUUUAUGCUUCUGAGAAGUUAAGACGUAUUGUUAAACUAAGCCCGAGAAGCUACCGUCUGGAACCGUUGUUUAGCAGUUGGUAUUUCCUGGUUGUGUACGUAGCUAGCUAGCAGCAGCCAUUUUGGUUCUCUCCAGAAAACUAGCCAGUCUUUGGAAAUUAGGGGUAGCGUUACUUUCCCAGGCGGCUCUCUCCCCUUCAACCAAAUAUUUACAUUCUUGACGAAGAAAAGAAGUGCCGUUUUAGAAGAAGGGAUUUACUCUUGACGAGCCCACGAUGAAUCCCGAAUAUGACUAUUUAUUCAAGCUGCUGCUGAUCGGUGACUCUGGUGUGGGAAAGUCAUGUCUUCUCCUCCGAUUCGCUGAUGACACCUACACAGAAAGCUACAUUAGCACUAUUGGCGUGGACUUCAAAAUUCGUACCAUAGAAUUAGACGGAAAGACUAUUAAACUUCAGAUUUGGGACACUGCGGGGCAGGAGAGGUUUCGCACAAUCACAUCCAGCUACUACAGAGGAGCGCAUGGCAUCAUUGUUGUCUACGACGUCACAGAUCAGGACUCCUUCAAUAAUGUUAAACAGUGGCUACAGGAAAUCGACCGUUACGCCAGUGAAAACGUCAACAAGCUAUUGGUCGGGAACAAGUGUGACCUGACAACAAAGAAGGUGGUGGAUUACACAACAGCAAAGGAAUUUGCAGACUCCUUGGGCAUCCCGUUCUUGGAAACCAGCGCCAAGAACGCCACCAAUGUGGAGCAGGCCUUCAUGACCAUGGCAGCUGAGAUCAAGAAGAGGAUGGGCCCAGGAGCCACGACUGGCGGCUCUGAGAAGUCCAACGUCAAGAUCCAGAGCACCCCCGUAAAGCCCUCCUCUGGGGGCUGCUGCUGAGAGAGACCUCACCUCCUGUACCCCAUCACCCACCCCUCUUUGGCCUCUCAGUCCCCUUCCACCCAAGCCCCAGUCUCUGGUCUCCACCUUGUCCCAGUGAACCUAGCAGUUCUGGAGAGAAAGAGUUGGGAGUCUGAUACAGAGAGCAUGUGUGUGUGUGUGUGAGAAAGAGAGAAAACAAAAUUGAAGUUGCCUGAAUUUGUAAUGUAUGUAUUGUAGCCUCGUAUAAAUAACUGAAUAUCCCCUCCUCCUGGUAAGAGUUGUAGAACAGUGUUGGUGAUAUGGAAAUGGUCAUCUGGUCCCUCCAACCUAACCUGGAUCCUCUGCUCAAGUUAAAUGCCCUUUCGCCCUGUGCAGGUUAAUGAGAGUAAUGCGUGUGUGUGUGUGACUGUGUGUAUCUCACUGCAUUCCUACUGUGGGGUUGGUCUGUGUUCAAAGGCUAUUGUUUUCUGUUUUUAUUUACCCAUCUUAAGCUCUUUUUUUUUCUCAACUUUUUUCCUACCCCAUUGAUUAUUCUGCUGUUUGUAUCGGCAUGUGUAGACCUCUGUCCCUUUCGAAGGUGUUAAUUUCUCGCCAACUUGUCAGCCAACUGCACAACAGUGUCUCAUUGUCCUACAUUUAAAAGAAUCUAGUGGAAGAAUAUAUAUGUACAUAUACAUUAUGUGUGUGUAUAUAUGAUCUGAUUUGCUAGAUCUUUAGUGCUCAGUACAUUAUCGGGUAGUCUUUACUUUAUUUCUACAUAAAAUUUGUGGCUGCAGAAAAUUGUAAUUUUGUUGCUCAACAUGUAACAUUUAAACGGAAAAAUAAAGAAAUAUUGUACUACCAGAUUGUAUGAUAUGGAACAAUCUGUCUGCGUUUCUUGGUGGAACAUGUAGAAAACUUGUUUUAAUAAUUUAUUCUGCAUUUAUAUGGCGAAUCUAUUGUACCAGUAACUUUGGUCUGUCUACAAGUUGGCCAUUACCUGUGGAAUAUCUCAGUGCAGAAUUGCAUAUAAAACACUAUGUUCUUUUUUCAUAAUAAAGGCAACUGGAUUCAGUUUACAAAAAA